AUGCGCGAGUCCAAUUUUCAUUUCCCCUCGCUCAACAAGGCGUGCGUGUCGAUUACGUCUGCGCUAUACGACCGGCGAGCCCUGGACUGCACAGCUGACCUGCCGCUGGUGAACUCACUGUCUCACCUCAACUACUUGACAUCGUCGUCGGCGCGCAUUCGAGAGAUUCUGACGACCGACGGCGGGCUGGAGCGGCUGGUGCGGAUUCUGCGGACGACCAAGGUGACGGAGGACACACUGCACAGCUGGAAGUGGACAAUGGCGUUCCACUGCAUAGUCAACGUCGGAGUGCGCGGGUCGCAGGAAAUCCGGCAGCGCGUGGUGCAGGUGGGCGCGGUGCCAAUUUUGGUUGAAAUCCUGAACGCAUAUCUGAUGGGCACCGAGGUCAUCCAGCUGGAGCAGCAGUACCGGGCCGCCCUGAGCGCCCACAUGGAGCAGCCGCUGCCCAAGAUGCUCGACUUUAACCCGAAUGAGGCUGGUACCGCGGACGAACACUCGGAGAUUAGCGACCCGUCAAACACAAUUAUAACUGUUCACUCCAUUGCGUCGGGCGCGGCACACUCUACCGGUGCAGCUUCGUCCCGGUCCUCGGGCUCGGCUGCUGCCGCUGCUGCUGCGCGUAACAAUGCUGCCCAGGCUGCCGCUGCCGCUGCCGUCGCCGCGGUGUCUGGUAUUAACCCUAUCCCAGUUUCUGUUCCUCCUAUGCAGCAGCAACAGCAGCAGCAGCCGCCGCAGACUGGAGAUGCCUCUAGCCAGCAGCAGCAGCAGCAACAACAGCAACAGCAGCAGCAACAACAGCAGCAGCAGCAGCAACAGCAAACACGGCGGCCUGGCGAAGGCGCCCAUCCCUUGGCGCGGCAGGUGUUCCCCGAUGGCGCUACAGUUCCGCUACAUAUGAGCGCUCCCUACCUGUUUGCUGAGCAGGAGCGGCUGCGCGACAAGUUCGAGGCGGCCCAGCGCCGCCUGCAGUCCAUCGACCACGUCAUGUAUCGUCACGACGAGGUGGUCCUGGCGCUGCAGCUGCUGGCAUACCUGACCAAGACACCGGCCCAGCGCGCCCUCAUCCACGAGUGCCCGCUGCUGUAUUCGGAGAUCCGGCGGACCAACGCUGCCACCUGCCCUACCAACAUGUCGGGUUAUGCGACUCCAGGCGACCUUACCGAUGCCGUGCAGGCAGCCGAGGCAGCAGCGGCAGCCAAUGAAGCAGCCGGGCUCCCACCAGCCCGCCGCUACCCGCCCACCAAGGGAACCGUGGUGGACGUGUUCUCUGUGGUGGAACGGUUCGCAUUCCAGCGCACGUUCCCGUCGGACAUGGUAUACUGGUCCAGCAUCGUCAUGCGCAACAACUGCCGGCGAGACGAGGCGCGCAACGGGCUGCGGCAGUGCUCGUAUCUCAAGUGCCAAAAGUGGGAGCGCCAGCAGCGCGAGUUCGCAAAGUGCCGCCGGUGCCGCAAGGCCAAGUACUGCUCCAAGCAGUGCCAGAGCCGCGCCUGGGCCGAGGGCCACCGCAACUGGUGCACCGAGCGCAACCCGUCGGGCGGCUUCGAUGACGCCCACGCGGACACCGCCGUGCAGCAGGCCGCCGAUGCUGCUACUGCUGGUGCAAUGGUGGCCGUGGCAGCUGAGCCAGCCGCCGCGGCACUCCACCACAACCACGGCCAUGCCCACCAGCAUAGCCACGCACCUUCGCAGCACACGCCUGCCCAGUCGUCCGCUACUCUCGGUAAUGCCGAGUCUGCAGAGAGAUCUGCUUGGGUGCAUAAUGCUGCUGGUGCUGCUCCCGCCAUGAGCGACGGCUCGGCGACACAUGACGAUCCUCGCCAGCAAAGGGCUUUGCCUGUCCCCACCUACUUUCAGAGCACCAGCACAUACGCGGGAGGCGAGCAUCUAGCGGCGGGCAGCUCUCAGCAGCAACAGCAACAGCAGCAACAGCAACAGCAGCAGCAGUUGCAGAGACCCCACCACCACCCGUACUCACGGCUUGCCGAUGAGCCAGCCCACCAUGCCGUGUCUGGGCGGGGCCGGGUGCGUGGACCUGGCUCCAUCGAGUGA
Messenger RNA from Linderina pennispora, 2052 nucleotides. RefSeq lists its product as uncharacterized. Gene Ontology annotation, biological process: establishment or maintenance of cell polarity; ubiquitin-dependent protein catabolic process. Bases 1 to 2052 code for a protein of 683 amino acids. The transcript has 2 exons. Gene Ontology annotation, cellular component: MUB1-RAD6-UBR2 ubiquitin ligase complex. Lineage: Eukaryota; Fungi; Kickxellomycota; Kickxellomycetes; Kickxellales; Kickxellaceae. The record is from RefSeq and is a predicted model, not a curated record.